AUAAGGUGAGGACAGCGGCAGAGGCUGCUCCUCUGGCAGAUGAGUAUUUGUUGACGCACUGUGGUGACCUUGAGGGCUCAGGAUGAUAAUUUUUAAAGGGGCAGUAAUUUUCUCCCAGAAGGUAAAGGGAUUCGGUCCUCGCCGUGGUAAGCCACAAAGGGCCACACAGAGUCAGCUGCAGUUUGACCUGAGCAAAGUAUGUAAUUAUUGCAGAGGACAUUGGAAAUCCUGUGCUAAGUCCAGUGCUAAAGGUGGGGUUGGUGGUGUGCAUGUCAAGCCUGUCAUACUUGCUGUUCCUGUCAGAAAGGUCAGUCCAGUCAUUUCUCAAUGUGUCGGUUCUCCCUGUGUUAUUUCUCCCUGUGAGAAGAUGGAACCUGGAGUCGAUUACGUCCUGGAGCAGUCUGAUUUCUCAGCUUUUGUGUCUAAUGGCCAUGUGUCACUGGUGAGGAGUGAUGUGAGGGUACCUGUAAAAAUCCUGAGAGAUACUGGAGCCUUUAAUUCAUUCAUUGUGAGUUCUGUGCUGCCGUUUUCUCAGGUAUCUGAUACUGAUUACAUUCUGAUGCGGGGAAUGGGUUUGAAUGUGUUGCCUUUUCCAGUGCAUAAAUUGGAGCUUAACUGUGGUUUGGCCAAUAAAGGGGCAUGGAUGUCAUUCUGGGGAAUGACUUGGCAGGUAGCCGUGUGUGGGCUGAUGGUCCACCUUCUCCUGUAGUAACAUCUUCUCCCUCUGUUACAGAGAUAACAGAUGAGUGUGCAUUGUUAACCUGGUGUUUUCACGUGCUGUGUGCUGUGGGGAAGAGGAACCUGAAGUUGAGUGGAAUAGCACAGGGGAGAGUGAGGCUUCUCUUUGCCAUGUUAAUCUGUUGAAACCCUACUAUACUCGUGGGGCCCAGUUUUGUGCAACGGGGGAGUAUGCUACAGCAGACGGUUAAACCGUUACUGUGGGAAGGCACUUGUCUGAUGAUUUACCUGUGCCUGAGGAUGAUGUGGUGGUUUUACCUGAUGAGAGCCUAUUGCGCAGCCACUCAAUUUCAGUAUUGCUGUGUAGCAUGGGGAGUCCUUGCACCAAACAAGGUCAGACAACUGGCUGAGGUGAGUGCUGGGCUUUUUAUGCUGGCUGUGAUUAGGAGCUGAUGGGGAGCAGGUGUGCGUCAUUGGCAGACGGCAGAACCUGGCAUAUCCGUGACAGUAUAGAGUAUAUCACUCCCUAGCGAUUUUAGUUUCUACACCUGUGAUCGAUGGUAGAUACAGAUGUUGUAUCACAAGUUAAUCUGACUAACUAAUCUAACUCCACGCUGUGUUCGAGCUGGGUGUAAACAUGCGCUCCAGACUGUUUCACUUAGGCAAGUACAAACACAUUAAAAAUGAUCAUGACACAAAUAUGAGCCCGGCAACAAGAACAUUUGGAUGUUAACGAUUUGUUUUUGGUGAGUCUAAAUGAUGAUUGGUAAAAAAUGCAGCUGGUAUUUCUGCUGUACACAUCUGCCUCACACUCGGAAAUAUCGCCAGUUAAUUCACUACAAGUUAAACUGGAACACUGGCUACACUGAAAGGAGAAGUGAAAAGCUGGCCAUCAGAGAGAAGGGGAGACGCCAUAUUGUUUAAAUAUGGGGAUAAAGCAUGCAUGUAUAAUAAGAACUAGAUACGGUGCCGCCACUUAGCCUUGCUUUCAAUUUUUUCCAGUGGUCACCCAUGGUAUUGCAACAUAAAAACUUAAAAAAUCAUUCAAAAUAGUAAUAAACAGCCAAGAGUCUUCAGUUUCAAGAGUUAGUCAGUUGCACCUCCAUAAUUACACCAUAAGUAUUAAAAAACUUAUUUUAAAAUUUAAUUGAUCUUGCUGUUAUUCAGUCAAAAACUCUACAGCAUUACAUUUUCAGAAAAAUAACAUUGUCUCGUACUCCAAGAGGCUAAAUGUUUACGUCAGCACUCAUAUUCCUGAAAGCUUUUAUGUAGUCAGUUUGAGCAACAAGAUAAGCAACAAAAAACACCCCGCCUCUCUGCAUUGAGAGCACCCUUCCUGGGGCAGACUCAAUUACGGACAUUGCAGAGCUUCAAUCACACGCACAAUGAUGAACUUUACCUUGAUAACAGCUUUCAUUCUCUGCAGCCUCAGCUGGAUCUCUGUCUCAGUUUCUGAGUCUCAGACUGUGGAGGUUCAGUCUGGUGAAGAAGUCACACUGCUGUGCUCCAACAUUUCCAAAUAUGACACUGUAACAUUCUGGUUCAGACUUGUCCAGAGAACCAAGAUCAGCUGUAUCUCUGUCAUGAUCAGGUCUAACAGCAAUGCUUCAGCCUGUGAUGGAUAUAAAAAUGGUAAAUUUGAAAUGAGAUCUAACACCUCUACUCUCUUUCUCAAAAUCAAACAAGUGGAUUUAUCUGACGCUGGACUGUAUUUCUGUGGAUUUUAUGCUGAUGCACGUCCAAUUUUCAGUGUAAUACAUUUAAACAUUAGAGGCAGCGAUGAGCCACAUGAUGACGUGGACAGCAAGUGUAAAAAAGAGUCUGACGGAAUAGCAAAGCUGACGAGUGUGAUCCUGGGCGGUCUGACUGUUUUCCUCGUAAUGGUCAUCAUUGGUCUGGUUGUUAAAAACAGGAAACUUCAGACAGCUGAUGAAGAAGAACAGAAUCCAGAGCAAAGUGAGAAUGUGGGCUCUGAUGACCUGAACUACGCAGCAGUGACAUUUCGACCAAAAGCAAAAAGAAGAGAGCUGGAGCCAAAUGUUACUUAUGCUGCCACCAGAUAGACUCAGGAGGCAACUAGAACUGAUGAUAUUAAUAUGCUUUGGGCUUUUGUAUGGCUUGUUGGUGAGAGCAAUAACCACUCGUGCAAAAACAUUUGAUUUUGUAAUAAAGAUCCAAUGUUCAUUCA
This is a messenger RNA of Siniperca chuatsi (mandarin fish), 2866 nucleotides long. RefSeq lists its product as uncharacterized. The coding region runs from base 2064 to 2741 and encodes 225 amino acids. Lineage: Eukaryota; Metazoa; Chordata; Actinopteri; Centrarchiformes; Sinipercidae. The transcript is spliced from 6 exons. Gene Ontology annotation, biological process: response to bacterium. The record is from RefSeq and is a predicted model, not a curated record.